AUGACCAUCCCCCUUGGAGACCAGUUCUUUGUGGAAAAAGAACGUAACAUUCGGUACGAGUUUCUUGCCAUGAUGGUGAGUUUCCUCCUUCCCAUGAUCCACGGUAUCCUAUUCAGCUGGAUUCCAUACUACCUUCGAACCAAAAGGUCUGAAAAAUCCCUAAAUCACCAUGGCUACUGGACGCUAAUGAGGCACUACGCCAACUUUACGAAAAUCUUCAAAAUCGUCAUCUUCAAACACGCCUUUUUCGUGCAACCAGCGAUGCUUGUACUGAUAGCCAUUCACCUAGGCUUAAAUGCUGUUCUUUGUGUUGUUGGAACCAAAGAAAUCGACUACGAACCUCAGUACUAUGUUGUUUCCAAGAGAAUAGGCCGUAUAGCCGUGGGAAACCUUCCAGCGAUUCUUCUUUUCGUGGCCAAGAACGACUUUGUUUCUACAGUAAGUGGGCUUGAUUUGGAUAAGUCGGUUUUCUUCCACAAAUGGCUUGGACGGUUUAUGUUUAUUGCUGUGACGAUCCAUAUGGCGCUUUCGCUUGAAUACUGGCUUUCGUUGAAGUUCUAUAUCAUGAUCCAGAUCCCUCCCCAGAUCUUCGGCAUGAUUUCGUAUGCUUGUUUGGGCAUGUUGACGUUUGCAUCUUUCAAAUUCAUCAGAAACUUUGCUUUCGACUUCUUUUUAGCCCAGCAUCGUGUUUUCAACUUUAUUAUGCUUCUUUUGGCGUUUUUCCAUAAUGGAGGCAACAAAGCUGCCGUUCUUUUGGCUGUGCACAUGUUGGUUUUGGACAGAAUCACGUCCAGAGUGUUGGGAAUCGUCACCAAGCGCAGAGGACCCACCAAAGGCAAAUCUGAGUUUGAAAUCUUGGACGAAACGACCAUCAGAAUCUCCAUUCCAGUGGAAAUCAAAGACCAUGACCAGGACCGCUGGUGGUGGUUCCUUGUGCCUCGUUACGGUGGCUGGAGAGCUGGCCAGCACGUUUACUUGAAUGUGACGAAAGUGAGUCUUUUCCAGUACCAUCCAUUCACCAUUGCCAGUUUGCCAGAUUCCGGAAAACAGGUUAUUGUGCUUAAGGUGAUGAAGGGAUUCACCAAGGGCCUUUUGAAGAAAUUGCAUAAAUUGAACGAAACUGAAGAUCCAGAGAAUUCUGCUGAGGUUGAUUCAGUGAGCUCCAGAGCUUCAGGCAUCAGUUCCCCUAACCUGACGACUUCCCUUGCCAGCGAACAAAAACUCAUGGAGGCCGUGGAAAACGACGAUGUCCUUAAACCACAAGUCCAGGAACUCAAGAAUAUUCUUGAUCUGUUCACGGCACCACGCAUUUUCACCAUGAAAGCAGGUGUAAACGGGCCUUACGGUGCCAAGUACCAGCCAUUGACGAAAUUCGAAACCGUUCUCUUCUUCAGUGCCGGUUCUGGAGCUGCUUUCACGCUUCCAGUCGCCUUGGACCUUCUCAAGAAGCUCAAGCAGCGUGACGAGGCUGGCGACUACAUGUACAGACCAGAACACACCAAGGUGAAGAUUAUUCUUUGCAUGAAGAAGAAGGCCAACCUCCAGUGGUUCGACCAUCUUUGGGAAGAGUUCCUCCCGUUCUUCAACGAAGGCAGAGCCCAUUUGGCUCUUCAUGUUACCCUGGAACAGCCAGAGAAGGUGUUUGAAGUGAAAGAAAAGGAAAAAGAGAGCAAAAACGAAACCCACGAGCAAACCUUCAUCAGGCAAGAACUGCGUGGCUCUUCUUCAGCUUCUUUACAAGACUGGAGUGGUUAUUCGGUCACCCACGGCCGUCCACAGUUUGACGAUAUCAUUACAGACGCAGCCACCGAGCUUCGUGAUCCAAACUACAGAAGAGCCAUGGCCUGUGUGGGAUGUGGACCCGAAUUGUUCAAUGGCGAGAUCACUUUGAGUUGCCAGAAGAACAGAAAGGUUAAGGACGCUCCAGAUGUGUACUGCUACACGGAGUCGUUUGGAUGA
This is a messenger RNA of Candidozyma haemuli, 1959 nucleotides long. RefSeq names its product Frp1p (gene FRP1). Lineage: Eukaryota; Fungi; Ascomycota; Pichiomycetes; Serinales; Metschnikowiaceae. Gene Ontology annotation, cellular component: plasma membrane. The record is from RefSeq and is a predicted model, not a curated record. Gene Ontology annotation, molecular function: ferric-chelate reductase activity. The transcript has a single exon. Gene Ontology annotation, biological process: copper ion import; intracellular iron ion homeostasis; iron ion transport. The coding region runs from base 1 to 1959 and encodes 652 amino acids.